AAUAAAGUUCUACAAGAAUGGAAAAGUCAAUAUGAUAAAAAAAAGUUUAAUGGUGAAGAAUACCUGAAAAGGAUCAAAAACACAAAACAAGACAGUCUUAUGUUUAGGCUGAAUUUCCUGAACCUUUUCAUUACACAUUUGUUGAAUCAACUUUGAGUGGUACCAAUCAAAUAAAUGUUGUGAAUAAGUUAGUCUUGGUGAAAGAGUUCUCUAAAAUUGAUUGGUGCAAGUAUAUUCUAGAUUGUUUGUUCAGCAGCAAACAGUUGUGGAGAAGGGAUGAUAAGACAUGUUAUUACAGUGGACCUAUACUCGUUUUGACGCUGGUGUAUGUAUAUAACUUGAAGUUCUCAAGUUUGAAGAUAGUGAAAAGGUGACCGUUUGUUAGAAAUGUUACGAGUGCUCUACUUUAAAAAAAUAGAGAAGUUGGAGAUUAGUGUUGGGGGGUUUGGUAGGCAGCUACCGGAAAACUUUGAAGAUACUGAUGAUGAUGAUGAUGAUGAUGAUGGAAUGGUUGAUGAAGAUGAAAUGUUGUACGGGUUGAUGAGGGAGUAUGGGGAUGAUGAGCCAUACGUAGUUGUUAUCGAGCAUAGCUAUGGAGUAAUAUUGUCCGAAAAGAAGAAUAUUGAAAAAGCUCCAGAACAUGGAAUUGAGAAAUUCCGAGACAGCUUGAUGUUGAAGGAGUGGUAUAAAAAAAUAAUAAUUGUUCAACGAAAUGGCGGUAAUGAAGAAGGAUUCUCUCCAGUUAGAGGAUUGGUAGUUUAUAAGGAAAAGAACGAUGAUGGUGGAGGUUUCAGUACACCUAAUGUGGAAAAGGUAGAUAAUACAGACAAUCUAAGCUGUUCACAAUUCUUGGAGCAUCUUGAAGUGUUGGCAACAGAAAUUAAAAUGACAAAUGAUGCUGUGUUGGAAAGUUAUAAAAAAAGAGGAAAGAAAAUGUUGGAAACACUUAAGGUAUGUGAGGAAGAUGAUGACAAUGGAAAAAAGGGGAAAAAGAGAGAAAAAUUUACCUGUAUAUGGAAAAUCACUAUUUGUUAAAAAAUUGUUUGGGAACUAUUUAAAAUAGAGCAUUACCAAAAGUUAACAGCUUUCAACAAGAUAAAAGCUCGUGUAAUGAAAAUGACACGGAAAGUAGAGAAAGAAGGAUCAGACUGUGGAGUAUAUCUUAUGAGGCAUAUGGAGUCAUAUAUAGGGGAAAAUGAAGGGCAUUGGGAUUGCAGUUUUAUAGGAAAAAAACAAAGUGGUGUACUUGCUUUAAAUAAUCUAAGUAUCAAAUACAUGGCAAAGCUUAUGAAAUCGGAGCACAACAAGUAUAAAAGUAUAUUGGAGAAAGAUGCAGAAGCGUAUGAAAGGCUCGAUCCAUUACAUAAAUUGGCUUUGAUGAAUGAAGUGAAGGAAAGCAUGGAGAAGCAGAGACAUGGAAGGCGUCAAUUUUAA
Messenger RNA from Lactuca saligna, 1434 nucleotides. NCBI's taxonomy places the organism in Eukaryota, Viridiplantae, Streptophyta, Magnoliopsida, Asterales, Asteraceae. The record is from the annotation of a GenBank genome assembly.